Molecule: messenger RNA, 666 nt
Organism: Arabis nemorensis
Lineage: Eukaryota; Viridiplantae; Streptophyta; Magnoliopsida; Brassicales; Brassicaceae
Source: the annotation of a GenBank genome assembly
AUGUUCUUGACCCGGCUCAAGACCGGAAAAACGACUGAUACAAAUGGCUUCUACACAACACCAAGAGAGCCAAAUGCUAUAAAGGCGUUGCAAGAACCGGGCUUUGAUAAUCCACCGGUUUGUCCGAUUGGACCGUUGGUUAACAAUGGUAAUCAAGAAGGUAACCGGGUUGAACCUGGCGGUACACUCACAUGCGAGCAACUUAAUGAGCUAGCUCUUGGUCUUGUGGAUAGUGAGCAACGGUUUCUUUGGGUUAUACGAAGUCCGAGUGGGGCUGCAAAUUCUUCCUUUUUCAAUUCGCAUAGCCAUACCGAUCCAUUAACAUUUUUACCACCCGAUUUUUUAGAACGGACUAAAGACAAAGGUUUUGUGAUCCCUUCUUGGGCUCCACAAGCUGAAGUUUUAGCACAUCCGUCAACUGGAGGGUUUUUGAAUCAUUGUGGAUGGAAUUCGACUCUAGAAAAUAUCAGUGUAGCGCUUAGGGCUCGUGCGGGGGACGAUGGGGUGGUGAGAAGAGAAGAGGUAGCUAGAGUUGUGAAGGGAUUAAUGGAAGGUGAAGAAGGUAAAAGAGUGAGGAAUAAAAUGAAAAUGAUGAAAGAAGGAGCUUGUAGGGUGUUGACAGAUGAUGGAUCCUCUACAAAGGCACUUAGUCAGUUAGUCUUGUGA